Molecule: messenger RNA, 617 nt
Organism: Thermothelomyces thermophilus ATCC 42464
Lineage: Eukaryota; Fungi; Ascomycota; Sordariomycetes; Sordariales; Chaetomiaceae
Exons: 3
Coding region: 112-390 (92 amino acids)
Biological process (GO): GPI anchor biosynthetic process
Cellular component (GO): dolichol-phosphate-mannose synthase complex; endoplasmic reticulum membrane
Source: RefSeq, a predicted model, not a curated record
CGCCUAACUGACCAGCCGCGAACAGGCGAUUCAAGCCGUCGUCGUCGUGUCUCGUUACCUCGCUCUGAUCCUCUAUCCGUUCCGUGAUCCCCCAGCAAAGAAGAAAACACCAUGACGCGCGCCCAGCAGACCAUCUCCCUUGCGCUACUCGUGAGCUCGUUCUACCUCUCCCUCUACCUCGGACUCUUCCCCCUCCCGCCCAUCAUCCAGGAAGCCAUUGUACCCGUGCUGCCCUUCUGGUUCCUCGUCUCCUUCGGCGCCUGGUUGCUCUUCCGCCUCGGCUGGGGCCUGCUCACCUUCCGCGACACACCCGAUGCCUACGCCGAGCUGAUGGAGGAGAUCAAGAUGGCCAAGGCGGACCUGAGGGCCAAGGGCGUGGAUGUCGAUUAGGGGAAGUCACGGUGUACACAAGUUGUCACGAACGAGGGCUUGGAACGGAUGGGCGAGCGCCUACGAUAUUCCAGCUGUACAACAGAUACUUCGAAAAAAAAAGGGAUGCUUGUUUACCACCGCUGGUUGAGCGGGUCGGGGAGUUGUGGUUCAGAGAGAGUUGGUAUUUUAUUGCGCGCCAUGCGAGCGCAAAAAGAGUCAAGCUCGAGGGUACUGCUGUCCCCCGG